UCGUCAGCUCCGGCUCGUAUUUAGACUUGUUUCGGGUGCGUGGCUGCUGAGUUUGUCGUGUUUCUCGGCUCCGGUACAACCGGGACGCUGGCUUAGGACAAGACAGGACGGCAUGUUGUAUUGAUCCAGGUUGCUGUCAGUUGUGUGUGUCGGUUUGAAGGGGGGAUCUCACUCACUCACUAACACACACACACACGCCGAGGUGACGUCGACUGCGCUGCGUCCGGUUUGUGUGGUGGUUCCUGCGUAGCGGCGACAGACAAGAAAUCGCGUUGCUCUUCUUGAUGCUCGGUCGGAGUGAGUAGUAAAAAUGUGAGUAAGUGACAGUCGGAAAUGUUCGACAGGGCUGGAUGAGAGGGGAGGAAAUAAAAAAGAGGGGGAGGCACCUGUGAGACGGAGCAGGGCAGCCUACCGCGGUGUCAAGUUUGCGUUAAUCACGGCGCGGUACAGUUUCAGACAUAUUUGUCAAAGAAGAGAGAGGAGAGAGGAGUCAUCAUCGGAUCUGCUCCAGCCGCCGCUCAGAGCCAAAGUGAACUGUGACUGUCCCCUUCUUUGUCUCUCCGUGCACCUGCAUGUACCGUGGGCAGUCCUGGCCUGUCGGAGAGGCGCUGUGCUCAGAGACUGUGCUGCACUAGGUGAACCCCAUGGCUUCUGGCCCUCCAUCACCCUCUGUAGGCCGCAAGCUCAGGCUGGUGGAGUUGCUACUAGGGCCUCUGUUGGUCUUUCUGGUUUCUGGGCUGGGACCGGCACUGGGUCAGAAGGUCUACACCAACACAUGGGCUGUCCACAUACCUGGAGGUCAGGAGGAAGCUGAUCAAAUUGCUAGCAAACAUGGCUUUGUCAACUACGGACAUGUAUUUGGUGAUUAUUAUCACUUCCGGCAUCGUACACUGGUGAAGAGAUCGCUGUCAGAUCACAGGGGGACACAAGUCCGUCUACAAAAAGAUCCCAAGGUGACUUGGGCAGAGCAACAGGUGGUGAAACGGAGGAAAAAGAGGGACACCUUCGUAGAACCUUUAGAUCCCAAAUUCAGAGAUCAGUGGUACCUGUACAACGGCAACCACCGUGACUUGAAUGCCAAAGCUGCUUGGCAGUUGGGCUACACAGGUAAAGGGGUGGUGGUGUCCAUCCUGGAUGAUGGAAUAGAGAAGAACCAUCCUGACCUGAUGCAGAACUAUGACCCGGAUGCCAGCUACGAUGUGAAUGAUGGCGAUCCAGAUCCUCAGCCCAGAUACACGCAGCUUAAUGACAACAGGCAUGGAACACGAUGUGCAGGAGAAGUGGCAGCCGUAGCCAACAAUGGGAUCUGUGGAGUUGGUGUGGCUUACAAUGCCAAGAUCGGAGGUGUGCGUAUGCUGGAUGGCGAGGUGACUGACAUGGUGGAGGCCCAGUCUCUCAGUCUGAAUCCCCAACACAUUGACAUCUACAGUGCCAGCUGGGGCCCGGAGGAUGACGGCAAAACUGUCGAUGGACCUGCCAAACUCGCCAAAGAGGCCUUUCUGCGCGGAGUUACAGAGGGUCGUGGCGGUUUGGGCUCCAUCUUUGUGUGGGCUUCUGGGAACGGUGGGAGGGAGAAGGACAGCUGUAACUGCGACGGCUACACCAACAGCAUCUACACCCUGUCCAUCAGCAGCUCCACCCAGAACGGCAACGUCCCCUGGUACAGCGAGGCUUGCUCGUCCACCCUCGCCACCACCUACAGCUCGGGGAACCUCAACGAGAAACAGAUAGUGACUACAGACCUCAAAUCUAAAUGCACAGACUCCCACACAGGCACCUCUGCCUCCGCCCCACUGGCUGCUGGGAUCAUCGCUCUUGCCCUUGAGGCCAAUAAAAACCUGACCUGGAGGGACAUGCAACAUCUGGUUGUACGAACUUCUCACCCUGCCCACUUGCUCACCAAUGACUGGAGAACCAAUGGGGUCGGACGUAAAGUUAGCCAUUCAUACGGAUAUGGGCUACUUGAUGCCAGUGAAAUUGUAUCGCUGGCAAAGACAUGGACCAGUGUGGGGCCACAGCGGAAAUGUGUGAUCAGCAUGGUCUGCGAGCCGAAGAACAUUGGCAGCCAUUUAUCGAUUAACAAGAGUGUGGACGCCUGCUUUGGCACAGACACUCACGUGACCUCAUUAGAGCACGUCCAAGCCCGGCUCACCUUGUCCUACAACCGGAGGGGAAACCUGGCUAUCCACCUCAUUAGUCCUGCCGGCACACGCUCCACACUACUCCACCCCAGGCCUCAUGACUACUCAUCAGAGGGUUUUAAUGACUGGGCUUUCAUGACCACCCACUCCUGGGAUGAGAACCCCACCGGGGCGUGGACUCUGGAGAUUGAGAAUGUGGCUGGCGCCAGUGACUAUGGCACUCUGACCCAGUUCAUUCUGGUGCUAUAUGGUACCAGCUCAGCAUCUCCCAGCUCCUCUGAGAAGUCUCAGCCUGGAAAUGGCAGCUGUAAGACCUUGGACCUGAGGCAGAUAUGCAUCGAGUGCAACACCGGCUACUACCUCUUCCAGCAAGGCUGUGUGAAAGAAUGUCCAGCAGGCUUCUCUGUGGGCUCCCAGCCCCUCAACUACACAGUGGGAAACUUUAUAACACCAUCUUCCGUCCCAGCCUGCCUGCCCUGCCCACCUCCCUGCCUGACCUGCAGCAGCCUCAGCCCUCAGGCCUGCCUGUCCUGCCUCCCACACAGCUCCCUGGAUCCCAUCUCCGGCACCUGCCUGCACCUCAACCAGUACAUGCGCGAGUCCCCUGGCAGCUUCAUGGUGGGCCAGGGUGACCCGGGAUCACAGGUCCACCUCAGCUCCCGGCUGCCCAUCACCAUCGCCGUGCUCAGCUGCAUGGCCAUCAUUGCCACCUUCGCUGGCAUCUUCCUGCUGCUGCAGCUGCGCUCAGGCGCGCUCAUCAAGCUGCCGUCUCUGGAAGCUGGCGGUGGCCUCGGGGGCAGCUUCAGCCUGGGGGGAAAUAGGGUGGUUUCGUACCGUGGCAUCCCGACAGUGUGGGGGGAUGAAGGGGUAAAUACAGACUCCGAAAACGAAGAGUUUGACGUCCAAAAUGAGAGGACUGCCUUUAUCAAAACACAAAGUGCUCUUUAAUGCUUCCCCCUCAUCCCUCUCUCUCUCUCCUGCUUUUAAAGUCCUCUCACCACCAUUAGUCUGAUAAUUCAGGGCUGUGGUAACUGUCCUUUCCCAGUCCUCUCUGGUUUUAUCUCUCACCCCUUUUUUUUCUGUCUCUGUCUUACCAGCUUCUCAUCUGAAUCUUGCUUCAGGAUCAUGUCUUCCACUCCACUGUGGGAGACCUGAUGGGAAGCUGCUGUCUCUCAGAGCUCGGGAUGGCCCGAGUUUUGCUCUGUUCACACUCGGGCGCAUUUCUAUUAAACUGGCUCUCUCCCUCCUCUUGCCCUCAAUCACUAACAGUGUCUGUCUGUGCAGAGUCCAUUUUCCCCUCCAGCUCCAGCU
Messenger RNA from Thunnus maccoyii (southern bluefin tuna), 3452 nucleotides. It is a transcript of the gene furina, whose product is annotated as furin (paired basic amino acid cleaving enzyme) a. The record is from RefSeq and is a predicted model, not a curated record. Gene Ontology annotation, molecular function: serine-type endopeptidase activity. Gene Ontology annotation, cellular component: Golgi membrane; trans-Golgi network. Gene Ontology annotation, biological process: peptide hormone processing. The coding region runs from base 645 to 3089 and encodes 814 amino acids. NCBI's taxonomy places the organism in Eukaryota, Metazoa, Chordata, Actinopteri, Scombriformes, Scombridae. The transcript has 16 exons.